This is a messenger RNA of Phalaenopsis equestris, 576 nucleotides long. RefSeq names its product ubiquitin-conjugating enzyme E2-17 kDa-like. Gene Ontology annotation, molecular function: ubiquitin conjugating enzyme activity. Gene Ontology annotation, biological process: protein polyubiquitination. NCBI's taxonomy places the organism in Eukaryota, Viridiplantae, Streptophyta, Magnoliopsida, Asparagales, Orchidaceae. Gene Ontology annotation, cellular component: nucleus. The record is from RefSeq and is a predicted model, not a curated record.
GAUUUGAAAAAACUGAAUACAAUAUUCGAAAUACGCGAUAGCGAUAUUGAAGUCCGAGGAAGAAAUAUGAGUGAUUUCGCUGAUAUCAUCAUGGCUGAGAAGAGGAUUCAGAGGGAGUUGAAGGAGUAUGAAAAGGAGUCAACAACAACUUGGGGAUAUGUUUUCCAUCCAAACAUCGAUGAAAAUGGCAGGAUAUGCCUUGACAUUCUCAAUGAUCAGUGGAGCCCGGCUUUAAGGAUAUCAAAGGUUUUACUGUCAAUCAGCUCUCUUUUGACCGAUCCGAACCCGGACGACCCGCUCGAGCCAGAGAUUGCUCAUGUGUAUAAGACCGACAGAGCGAAAUACGAUGCAAUUGCUCGAUCCUGGACUCAGCAAUUCGCCAAGCCCUGAGAACCAUUUCAUUAGUUAUUUUGCAUUAAAAAAAAGACUCUUUUUAGCUUCAAAUCCUGUUCAAUGACUAAAGUUUGGGAUUUCGUCAAAAAAAGGGGAUAAACAAAGUUUGGACUUGCUCUCCACGUAUAGUUUCUCUUGGGCUCGCUUUGAGACCUAUAUACAACUUUUAUUAUUUUUGUUUUC